Acaulospora morrowiae is the source of this 3489-nucleotide messenger RNA. The record is from the annotation of a GenBank genome assembly. Lineage: Eukaryota; Fungi; Glomeromycota; Glomeromycetes; Diversisporales; Acaulosporaceae.
AUGUCGUCGGAUAAAGUUAAUGACCCUUCCGUUUCCCAAGAGGAAACUGUUCGAUCAACCCCCGAAGAGGAAAUAACAUCGUCAAUCAGCCAAACGGUCGCACAGACAGAACAUGUGACCAAUGGCGUCGAAGAAAUCAACGAAAAGAAAGCCGACGCUGCGGAUGAUGGUAAUCUUACUUCGUCGACGAAGAUCCACUUCACGGAUCAAAUAAAGGUUGAGCGUACUACCAAACCGGACGAUAAUGUUAUUGAAUCAAUCACGAGACAGCCUUCGGAUGAUGACCAAAAUGAUGCAAAGAAGCACGUCGACAUCUAUGAACAUCUUCGUUCCGUAGAAGAGGUAUCCGCUCACUACAAGGUCGACGUCAACACAGUGAAACCCGCCGAGUCGCGUGGUUUGCUGGAGGUCCAAGCUUCCAAGUUGUUGGAGGAGAAGGGUCCUAACGUUUUGACUCCACCCAAGAAGAAGCAUCCAUUUAUGAAAUACCUCGAAUGUCUCCUGACUCUGUUUAACAUUCUGUUGAUCUUCGCCGGCAUCUUGAUGUACAUUUUGUUCGCCAUUGAUAGGGUAGCAAACAAAGCUAAUAGUUAUCUUGGUGCCAUUUUGAUAGGGGUGGCAUUUUUGAAUGCGCUUAUCGAAUUUUACCAACAGCAAAAAUCGGCCGCUAUUUUGGAAUCCUUCUUGAACAUGAUUCCACAAAAAUGCCAUGUCAUUAGAGAAGGGAAACUCAUGCAGAUACAAGCUUCGAAUCUUGUGUGUGGUGAUGUUGUUUUCGUGAGAAUGGGUGAUAAGGUUCCUGCAGACUUAUUCGUUUUUUUUGCUAACGACAUGAAAGUGGACAACUCCACUCUGACAGGUGAAGCUGAUCCACAAGAGCGAAAAAGGGAUAACGACCAAAAGAAUCCAUUGGAAGCUACGAAUUUGUGUUUCAAUGGUACACUUGUCGUUUCCGGCGAAGGAUAUGGUAUUGUCAUUCGUACAGGUGACAAUACUGUAUUAGGACAGAUCGCUGGACUCACCGCCGGUGAAGAUAAGAAUAAGUCACCGUUGUCUCAAGAAAUCGACAAUUUCGUGAAAAUCAUAGCCACCAUUGCCAUCGCUUGCGCCAUCAUUUUCUUUGGUAUCGGUUUCAAGGUGAACAACAAUAACUUUUCGCUCACCAUUAGUUUUGCCAUCUCAGUACUCGUCGCAUGGGUUCCCGAGGGUUUGCCUGCAACUGUCACCGUCCUUCUCACCAUUGCCGCCAAAAGAAUGGCCGCCCAAAAUGUGCUUGUCAAGGACCUCCAAGGGGUCGAAACUCUGGGCGCCAUUACCCUUCUGGCCACUGACAAAACUGGUACACUCACCCGUAACCAAAUGACCGUGACCAAUAUCUGGUCCUCCCUGAAGAUGUAUUCCGCCUUUCAGAAUGCUCAAAAUGAAAACAUCCCUUUCGAUUCUCGGGCACCUGGCAUAGAGGAGAUAAUACAUAUCUCUUUGCUGUGCUCUCGCGCGAAAUUUGAUCGAAAUGAUAUCCCAUUUGCGGAGCGUCAAAUUUUCGGUGAUGCCACGGAAACCGGUCUUAUACGUUUCGCCGGAAAUCAAAUAGAUGAUUAUGAUGAGCUCAUCAACAAAUAUCCAAAAGUUUUCGAGAUCCCUUUCAACUCAGAUACGAAGUGGGCAUUAUCCGUACACCAAAAGAGUCACAAAAAUGGUCCUUUGACCUUGUAUAUAAAAGGUGCACCUGAACGUGUGCUAGGUAUUUGUUCAAGCAUCUUGUCAGAUAAAACCGCGAUUCCAUUGACUGAAGAGCACAAGCACAGAUACGAUGAGGUUUAUGAGUAUAUGGCUUCGAAGGGGCAUCGUGUAUUGGCUUUUGCACAGUACUUACUACCCGGAGAUCAGUAUCCGGAAGGUUACGAAUUUAAAAAAGAACUAAAGAAUUAUCCCCUUAGCGAUCUGUGUUUUGUCGGAUUGGUGUCACUGGAAGACCCUCCAAAGCACGGUGUUCGAGAGGCCAUCGGCCGCUGUCGUACGGCUGGCAUUCGCGUAAUAAUGGUGACCGGUGACCAUCCGUUGACUGCUGAGGCCAUCGGACGCAAGAUAAAUCUGAUGAAAAAAGAAACUAAACCGAUGAUGGCCAAACGCACUGGUGUUCCCAUUGAAAACAUUGGUGAGGAUGAAUAUGAAGCUAUCGUCAUUCACGGCGAACAGAUCGAUAGUCUGAGUGAAGCGGAAUGGGAUAACAUCUUUGCCAAAGAAGAAAUCAUCUUCGCUCGUACUUCUCCUCGUCAUAAACUUGAAAUUGUCAAACACGCUCAGGCGAUGGGUCAUAUUGUUGGAGUGACCGGUGAUGGUGUUAACGAUUCCCCCGCUUUGAAGAAAGCGGAUUUGGGGAUCUCAAUGAAUAUAUCCGGAUCUGAUGUGUCGAAGGAAGCGGCAGCUAUGAUUUUGAUGGAUGACAACUUUGCCUCAACCGUGCACGGAAUCGAAGAAGGACGUCUCAUUUUCUCAAAUCUCAAAAAGUCAAUUCAGUACACCAUUUCACAUUCGACUCCAGAAGUCAUGGUCUGCUUACUCUAUGUCAUAGUACCCAUCCCGUUACCGUUGACUCCAUUGCUUGUUAUAUUGGUCGAUUUGGGUUUCGAAUUGUUCAUAGCGUUGACAUACGCAUGGGACCCACCAGAAAGUAGAACCGCCCUCAUGGAAUUGCGACCACGAAAACCGGUGACGCCCGAAUCUAUUAAGAAGGUUCGUCGUCGCGCUCUCAGUCGUACACCGACCAUCACAGAUACCGAAAAUGGACGACCAAUAAGACCAUCCAAAGUAUCUAUCUUUUUCCAAAAUUUGAAAAAAUAUUUCACCGUCAAAUUUUGGUCGGAAUUUUUUGAAGAUUCAGACGACGAGGUUCUGGUCGACAAUAACCUCCUAUGUUGGGCAUACAUUGAAAUCGGUAUAAUAGAAGCCAUCGGCUGUGUCGUCUCAUUCUUUGUCGUCCUAAACGCAAACGGGGUCACGCCGUAUGACGCCCAAGCCAUGCAGAAGGAUUCAUCAAAUCAUUAUUUUACGGAUAAUGCAAGUAACUACACGACCGCUACUGGAAGGUUAUUAAACGCCAGCGAUCAGGUCGAUAUAUUGGGCCAAGCAAAUUCGAUUGUAUAUUUAGCAAUCUUGAUUCAACAAAUUUUCAAUUUAUUCGCUUGCAAAGCUCGUUAUCGCCUUCCGUUCGGAAAGUUUAUGUUUGCCAACCCUCGUAACUUUAUUGGUGUGGUUCUUGGUUUCGGACUGGCGAUGAUGCUCAUUUAUAUUCCGGCAUUUAACGUUGCGUUCGGAACGAGUCAUAAUUUGAGCCCCAAAUAUUGGUUCAUUCCCGUCGCCUUUGGUGUGUUCAUAUUAUUCUAUGCCACCAUGCGAACAUUGAUAAUGAGAAAGAUCAAGCCCGCUUCCGUGGUUCAAGGAAUCGAAGAAUUGAAAUUGGAUAUGUAUCCGACCGUGUACUCUAGGUAG